UGUAUUCAAUUCACCUGUCAGUUGAAAUUUCCCUUUAGGUCAGUGUUGUUCUAUGUUAGUGAAACUUGUUUGCAAACGCGAACAAGUAUUAUGUUUUAGUUGUUCCUAUCGUCUAUGAAUUAAGUUAUUAAAUGUUACCAGUUUGUCCAAAUAAUCCAAUCGAAUCAACAUAUCGAAAAGAGCCUGACUGUAAUAAAUAAUUUGGAUCAUAUAUUAGGUAUUUAAAAAAGUCCAAAGUAUUAUCCAAAGAGAAGGAAGGUUUUAUCGCGAUAAUAUCGAAAAUUGUACAGUACAAAUAUGAAUGAUUUAUUCUCAAUCUACACUAUUGAAUUUUGAGGAGUAAAAGCUUCCUGCAAAGAGUCAAUUACAUAUAAUGGAUGUUCUAUUCUGAAUUGUUCUGGUAGUUUGAACAUGACAACUAUAGAAGGAAUUAAAAUCGAGACACCAAAUCAAAAUAAGAUACUAUUAGAAGAAACCUUUUAUGUCCUUACCAAAAAGAAUUGUGUGUUUCGUGUAAGGUUAUUGAAAAAAGGUUUAUCCUUGGUAAAAGAAAAUGAAAGCCAUUUGAAGGAGCAACUAAUCCCAAUAAAUGAUAUAAUUGGAUGCAGAUGUUUGAGGAGCAAGAAACCAGAACGUAGCUGUUCAUGUCAAUCAUUACCGAGGUCUACCAGCCUCAAAGUUGUUGAAGAAAACUCUGUAGAAUUAGAUGAUUCUGAUGCAAGCGCCUAUUUGUAUAUUUAUGCUUAUUUGUUACAAAAAGCUAAAGGAACCCCUAACAGAAGAGAGCGUACUAUUAUAACCCUUAGAUUCAGGUCCUUUGACAAAUUUGAAGACAAUCACAGGGAAGCGCAAAGAUGGAGGACUGCAAUAAAAAAGUUGAUCAAUGGAGAUCAUGUUUCUUAUUCCCAAAUAAUAGAUUUUUCUCUCAGCCAUAAAUUCAAGGAGAACAAGAGACUUCUGGUAUUAUGCAACCCUAAAAGUGGGGCUGGCAGGGGUAAAUCUAUAUUCCAACAGAAGAUUGCGCCAAUUCUACAAGAAGCAGAAAUUCCGUAUGAUUUGCAUAUUACCAAAUAUGCAAAUUUUGCUAGAGAAUUUGUGAGGACAUCAAAUUUGUAUCAGUGGUCUGGAAUCAUAGUGGUUGGCGGAGACGGCGUCGUCUUCGAGGUGAUAAACGGCCUCUUCGAGAGAUGGGACUGGUCGGAGAACGUGAAGGCCAUUCCGGUGGGCGUCGUCCCCGGAGGUUCUGGCAACGGGCUGGCCCGCAGCAUCGCCUACCAGAGCGGCGAGCCCUACAUACCCUCCACCCUGCCUUCUGCGCUGGCCGCCAUCAAGUGCAAGGUGGUCCCCAUGGACCUGGUGAGGGUGGAGACCACCUCCCAGAUCCUGUUCUCCUUUCUGUCGGUAGGAUGGGGUUUCAUCUCAGACGUGGACAUAGAGAGCGAGAGGCUGAGGAUACUGGGCGGACAGAGGUUCAACAUUUGGUCUGUGGCAAGACUGAUCGGCCUGAGGAGUUACAGGGGAAAAAUAUGGUACCUACCCGCAAAUACUCCAAUGAACAUUCCUAAAGACGUAGAACUCUCUCCUAUAAACAUAGGCAGUAGUCCUGACAUAUCUACAUCCACAGAUCAUCAUGCUACAAGGCAAAGGUUGGAUUCUUGGUACAGCGCCAACUCCAGACGUACUGCCUAUUUUUCGGCAAAUGAAAGCACCUUCCAAUCGACUGCUGAUCAUGAAACUGGCGAUUCAACUUCCAAAGAAAAACCUAGGAUGUAUGGUCCAGCUUCGCAGCUUCCAUGCCUAACUGUGGCCCUGGAAUCCCCAUGGGUCUGCGUUGAAGGAAAAUAUUUGAUGGUUCACGCCUCCUAUCAGAGCCACUUGAGCGAAGACUGUCUCUUUGUACCUGAUGCAAAACUAAAUGACGGCUUAAUUUGGUUGCUCAUAAUCCACGCUGGAACCAAAAGGUCUCAACUGCUACAGUUCCUCCUCGGACUGAGCACAGGCGCCCAUCUGAACUUCAUCUCGAAGCACAGCAAGAUCCAACUGCUUCCCGUCAAGGCUUUCAGGCUAGAACCGGAUCCCAGCGAACAAGGAUACAUAACAGUCGAUGGGGAACUGGUAGAGUACGGUCCGAUACAGGCAGAAAUAUUCCCCGAACUGGGAAGGGUGAUGGUUCCUUGACUGAAACAUACUAAAAUUCGAGGUCGAUGGAAAGACACAGGUUGUGAUAUAAUUUCGUUCAGAAUUGUUCGUUGCAGCAGCAUUUGAGAUCUUACGAGGUAAUAUCGAGGUUUCAGAUCGGUCGAACUUUCUGAUUGCGAAGCUUUCAAAGCGUAUAUUGUUACAAAUAAAAAGGGGAAGAUGAAUACAACAUAUCGCACAAGUAAGAAUGUCUUCCUCUUCAGGUUAACCUGCGUCAGUAGUUGCACCUUCUCGGUUGGUUGGGCUUAGUUUCAAUUAAUUGUAUUUUGCUUUCGUUUACAGCUGCAAACGACUGUUCUUAAAUGCAGGUCGGAGUUUAAUUGGUUCCUGAUCGUUCUAUUUUCAGUUAGCUUACAUUCCAUUCAUCACUGUUACCAUUUAUUUUUCUACUCUUUUUUCGUUAUUUAGGAGAUACGUAGAAGUGCAAUAUUAGAACCAAAUAAACGACAACAUUCCAGUGAUCAUCACGUAAGAUGCUUAGAUAGUGAGAGAGUAAUUUAGAAUUAAUUUUUAGGAAAUAUACACAAAGGAAGGGGUGUAAGUUGAUUAUACGUAAAUUCAUUUGCAUUGUGAUCAUUUUAUUAUAGUUUUUUUUUAUACAGUCGUGUCAAAUAUAUUAUUAUAACAUUUUUUUAUGGACUAUGUCUGGAAAAUGUAGACUAAAUAACAUCACUGGUAGUAGCAUGUCAUCGAUUUCCUCAGAUGAUUUUCUCAAAUGGAAUUGCGUACAUUCGACAACAAAGUUGUCAUCAUCAAAAACUACAGUUUCGUAGCUAAAUUACAAAAAGUGCUACUCUUACCAAUAAUUUCAAUCUACCCCUGCUGUUCGCUACAACUUUUAUACUUAUUGCUCAAACAUUUCGUAAUAAAAAUAUUUCCGGUCACACAGGGUGUUUUUCCUGUGUGAGUAAGAACUUUUCAAUGGUUAACCUAUGUUUUUUUUUUACUUUUUUGGUAUUUAAAUGAAAAAUAAAAGAAACUUCGUACUAACCCUCACUUCAAAAAUAAAUACCUUGUAUUUAUAAUAUCGAUUCAUAAGAUGCUCAAACGAAGCUCUAGAAAUUUACCCUGAACAAGUUUUUACGAAAAAUACCUACUUGAGGAUAACUACACAAAUUUUACUGACCUUAUCAGAAAAAGAUAUAUUUUCUCCAAACUCACAAGUCGAAAAUUCAAUUUCAAAACUGGUUUGUUGAAAUUGUAGGGAAGAAAUAUGAACAUUUACCAUUUUUCGAGAGAAGAGCUGUUAUAAGAAAAAUCGGUGGAUUUCACUAUAUGAAAUUUGUAGAAACUUUGUUUGGGCAUAUGAAUUGACAAUUUACAGAGUGUUCAAUUUGAAAUAGGAAAGUAUCUACAAAUUUUCAAGUACAAAAUUUAGCUAGCUGGAUAUACUGUUCGAGAGAGUAACACAUUCAUAAUUUUUGACAAAAAAUGACAGCUCAACCUCAUGUCGUUAUUGAAAAAACUUGAAAUUGAUGCUAUGCUACUCCACUCCGUGAAUCCAAUGAUUAUUGGAUGGAUAGUUUGUUUAUUACCUUACUAAUACUCUGAACAGGCUUGUGGUAAAGAGAUGUAACUUUAAAAUAGUUUUUAACUGCAUAUUUGCAAAGUUCCUUGGAAUUUUUCAUCCAAUUAAAAAUUAUAUUUCAUCAUGACAUUUAACAGAGAUUAAAAGAGCUAUUCUAACUCUUGUUUUUUGUUUGUUUCUGAAGAUUCUUUGAUAAUAUGCUUUCUACUUCCAUAUAGGGCCUUCCUAAUUUCAAUUUUUAGUUUCCUCUUCAGUUCCUAUUUGUUGUUAUUCCUAUAUUACCUUGCCAAAUUAGCCUCUUCGCUCAUUUUAAUAAUUUGUUUCAAACAUUUCUUUUAUAUUUUUCGGGUAGAAAAAUUUUUGAUUGGCUCUCUGGAUAAAAUUGGAACUUUCAGUUGCUCAAUUUAAGUAUUAAAAGAAAAGUAAACAUGUCAGUACUCGUAUAUGAAAGAAAUGGGAACAUUAAAAUUGUAAUGUAAUGGAAAUUUUGAAUUUACAUAGCAGUAUUGAUAAGAUUGAUGUGGUUUCUUCAAAUGAAUUGCUUCCUUUUUAUCAAACAGUUUAGUAAGUUUUUUAUAUAGAUAUUGUAUUUUUUGCAAUUGUUAAUUCUGCCUUCUACCAGGUAGAAAGUUAUUAAAUCAAUUUUGCUUAUUGCAAAUAAAUAUCACAAUAAACUGUUAAACAAACAUUGUUGAAAUUUUAAAUAUAUAUCAUGUAGAUCCAAAACUUGGAAAAAAAUCUAUUUAUUUAUUUUCGUUGAACUGUUAUAGAAAUUGUGAACUGUUGAUAUUUUCAAAAUUAAAUUUUUUUUGUUUUGUAACUUUCGAAGUUGUAGAUGUUACUUCAAAUUUUGAAGUUUGAGACGUUAUUAAAUAUUUCUGACUAGUAAAAAUUGAAAUAAUUCCAAGGUUAUUUCAUCUUAUGGAUGAAAAAACUGAUUGAAAUCAUUUGAAUCCUCAAUUAAUUUGCAUGUUGUGGACUACAUUGCUCAACAAAAAAUGGAAGUUCUUCCUGAAACAUAUGUAGCUUAUUCUCAGAAUAUACUUGCAUCAAGCUAGGCACCAAGUUACUUGUGAUAAAACUGAAAUUUAAUUUGUAUCAUGCCUUGUACUGAUUAUAGCAAGUUAGAAUGUUAAUCGACAUGCUCUUGUAUUUUUUCGAUAAAGCUUAUGUAAUAAUUUCAAUUCUUUUUGAAUUGCCAGAGACGAAUGUAAGAUUUCAUUAUAAGUGCGAGGAUGUGAUGAAUGCACCUUUCAAUCAUUAAAAAUUUAAAAUUUUA
Messenger RNA from Harmonia axyridis, 5006 nucleotides. RefSeq names its product sphingosine kinase 2-like. Bases 412 to 2178 code for a protein of 588 amino acids. Gene Ontology annotation, biological process: sphingosine biosynthetic process. The transcript has 5 exons. Lineage: Eukaryota; Metazoa; Arthropoda; Insecta; Coleoptera; Coccinellidae. Gene Ontology annotation, cellular component: membrane; cytoplasm; intracellular membrane-bounded organelle. The record is from RefSeq and is a predicted model, not a curated record.